AUGGAUGUCAAAACUGCCUUCCUAAAUGGUGAGCUCGAAGAAGAAAAUUACAUGAGGCAACCUGAAGGGUUUGCAAACGAGGGAAAAGAGCAUAUGGUUUGCAAACUUGGCAAGGCAAUUUAUGGACUGAAGCAAGCAAGUAGGAGGUGGUAUUUUAAAUUUCACCAAACUAUUUCAUCUUAUGGUUUUGAAAAGAACAUAGCUGAUCAAUGCAUUUAUCUGAAGAAGUGUGGGAGUCGAUUUAUUUUUCUGGUGCUGUAUGUCGACGACAUACUUUUGACUGCAAAUGACCACAAUUUACUGAAGAACACCAAGGAGCUACUUUCAAAUAAUUUUGAGGUGAAGGAUUUGGGAGAAGCUGCUUUUGUGUUGGUUCCAUUAGCUAAAGGAGAUUUAAAGAAGGAGCGUUGCCCCAAGAAUAAAGAAGAAGAAGAAGAGAUGAGGAACAAGCCGUACGCUUCUCUAGUUGGAAGUAUUAUGUAUGCACAAGUGUGUACAAGGCCAGACCUAGCCUUGUGCAUUAGCAACAUUGGAUACCUAGAAAGAAGAUUCUAA
Molecule: messenger RNA, 555 nt
Organism: Prunus armeniaca (apricot)
Lineage: Eukaryota; Viridiplantae; Streptophyta; Magnoliopsida; Rosales; Rosaceae
Source: the annotation of a GenBank genome assembly